CGGCUCCCUUGAGCUCGUUCCGGACGCGCGCCCGGGCGGCGGGGCUCCGCGGCCGCCGCUGCCUCGGGGGAGCGAGGGCGGAGGGUGUGUGUGCGCGCGUGUGAGCAGGGCGCCGGCGGGGCUGCAGCGAGGCACUUCGGAAGAAUGACUCUGGAGUCCAUCAUGGCGUGCUGCCUGAGCGAGGAGGCCAAGGAAGCCCGGAGGAUCAACGACGAGAUCGAGCGGCAGCUGCGCAGGGACAAGCGCGAUGCCCGUCGGGAGCUCAAGCUGCUGCUGCUGGGGACAGGAGAGAGUGGCAAGAGUACCUUCAUCAAGCAGAUGAGGAUAAUCCAUGGGUCCGGAUACUCUGAUGAAGACAAGAGGGGCUUUACCAAACUGGUGUAUCAGAACAUCUUCACAGCCAUGCAGGCCAUGAUCAGAGCUAUGGACACUCUCAAGAUUCCGUACAAAUAUGAACAUAAUAAGGCUCAUGCACAAUUAGUCCGAGAGGUUGAUGUGGAGAAGGUGUCUGCUUUUGAGAAUCCAUAUGUAGAUGCAAUAAAGAGCUUGUGGAAUGAUCCUGGAAUCCAGGAGUGCUAUGACAGACGACGAGAGUAUCAGUUAUCCGACUCUACCAAAUACUAUCUGAAUGACUUGGAUCGUGUAGCCGACCCUUCCUAUCUGCCUACACAACAAGAUGUGCUUAGAGUUCGAGUCCCCACCACAGGGAUCAUCGAAUACCCCUUUGACUUACAAAGUGUCAUUUUCAGAAUGGUUGACGUAGGGGGCCAAAGAUCAGAGAGAAGAAAAUGGAUACACUGCUUUGAAAAUGUCACCUCGAUCAUGUUUCUAGUAGCGCUUAGUGAAUACGAUCAAGUUCUUGUGGAGUCAGACAAUGAGAACCGAAUGGAGGAGAGCAAAGCACUCUUUAGAACAAUUAUCACAUAUCCCUGGUUCCAGAACUCCUCUGUUAUUCUGUUCUUAAACAAGAAAGAUCUUCUAGAGGAGAAAAUUAUGUAUUCCCACCUAGUCGACUACUUCCCAGAAUAUGAUGGACCCCAGAGAGAUGCCCAGGCAGCUCGAGAAUUCAUCCUGAAGAUGUUCGUGGACCUGAACCCUGACAGUGACAAAAUUAUCUACUCCCACUUCACAUGCGCCACAGACACCGAGAACAUCCGCUUUGUCUUUGCUGCCGUCAAGGACACCAUCCUACAGCUGAACCUGAAGGAGUACAAUCUGGUCUAACUGCCUCCCAGAAACCAUUCUUCCCUUCCCUGUGGGCUGUUGAAGAUAACCAAGAAGGACUGUAUUUCUGUGGAAAACAAUUUGCAUAAUACUAAUUUAUUGCCGUCCUGGACUCUGUGAGUGUGUCCACAGAGCUGUAGUAAAUAUUAUGAUUAUGAUUUUAUUUAAACUAUUCAGAGGAAACAGAAUGCUGAAGUACAGUCCCAGCUCAUUUCCUCUCAGUCUUUCUCUCUCUCUCUCUCUCUCUCUCUCUCUCUCUCUCUCUCUCUCUCUCUCUCUCUCCAAACCUUGUGACUCAAUGUACUUUAAAUUUUCAGUUAUUCACUCACAAUAUAAAAGCACUCGUGCCAUUUUGUUCUCUCCCUCCCUCCCUCCCUCCCUCCCUCCCUCCCUCCCUCUCUCUCCAUUCCUUUCCUUCUCCCUCAUCCCCUUUCCUAUUGACCAAAACACAGCUGAUUUUUCUUCUUCCUGCUCCAUACCUCCCUGCUGAUUUUUUUUUCUCUCAUAUUACAAUGGCCUUUACCCUAGUUCCAUUCUUGGUCAAGUUUCUUUCUCGAGUGAUGCAGUCAGGACAGUGUCAUUCGAUUGAAGUCGUCUUACAUUAGCUUCAUUUAACAGUGGUUAUGCUGAAGGCGUGUAUUACUACUAUGAUUUUAAAUGUAUCUCUGGAUGCACAUCACAUCUAGUAUUUCUUUUUCAAUACAUACAUAUAUGUGUAAUAUAUAUAUAUAUAUAUAUAUAUUGUCUUGUCUCACUUGGACUAGGACAGUGGGUGCCCAUUGAUGAUUAAGAGUCAUAUAUUUUGGAUGCAGACCUCCAGCCAUAGCUGGGUUGGUCAGAGGAUGCCUGGAAGUCAGAGUGUGUGGGUACAGGCUGUAAAGGGGUCCUUACUUCUACAAUCCGUGUGCCAUGUCCUUCCUCUCUUCUUGCUCCCUUUUAUUUCUCUUUAGGUUCUUUACCCUCUGUAAACCACAGAUGCCAAAUGAUAUGCCAACAGACACUACAUUCCCCAGCAGCUGCUGCCAGAGCCCUCUUGUAGCUUCUUCAUUUUCUGUUUGUUUCCAGUUUUCUUUCCCUCCUGCCCACUUUGUGUUUGGGCCAUAAUUUUAAGAUAAUUUUUGCUAUGGGUAUGUGUUGCCAAAGCCAGAUUUUUAUAAGACAAAAUAAAUUAAUUUAAACAGUAAAAGCCAGUGUCUCAAAAUGUAAGCAUUAAGACAGCACAGUGAGAUGAGAGCGGGGUGUGCACCGGAAGCAUGCAUUGCCAAACAGUUGCUAACUGAACUGCUGCUCAUGGUCCGUUCUUUCCUUUGCCCUUUAAGGUCAGUGCCAGUGUCCAGAUGAGCAGUAUAGAAAAUACCCUUUGUGGUCUGUAGUGAGAUCUGCUCAUAUCUCUCUACUGGCACCAGUGUUAUUAGCUCUUUAUGUUCUUUCAGUUUGAGUGAGUCUGCCAAGAACACUGGUUGAUAGCAUUAUCCUAUAACCUUUGAUUUGAAAAAAAAAAAAAAGUGAGCUUGUUUUACCACUUUCGGGUUCUUCUUGAACUGGUCACUUGAACUUAAGGAAGAUUUGUGGAUUUACCCAAAAGUCACCACUCAGUGUUCUGUCAAGCAUAUAUUUAUGCAAUGAUCAUACUAGGAGAGAUGUUUGGAAUUCUCCAUGUGCAAUUUGUCAGCAGAUGCAAACAGUGCUGCACAUGUGUGAGUGAGCCUGUCAAGCAGCCCACAUUGCUAUGUGAUUUAAGUAGAUCACGAUUGCUCUGAGGCUGCCGGGAAGUUAGGCCACAAUGCUAGUCUCAUUAGUGCGUGGCACUAAGUCUAAACUUCCAUAUCAAUCACUUUUCUUGAAUAACAAAGGGGGGUGAGAGUGAACAGCUUACUAUAUGAGCACUGAAAUUGCUGACUCGUAAUGAAGUGUUCUCAUGCUUUCCUCUCCCGUCCCCAAACAACACAGCUUACUUUUUUAUCCCUUGCUCUAGAAAGCACCUGUAAUUUAAUUAACAGACUGCCUGUAGGUAUAGUGCAAUUCUGAAUGUUCUGAUCGUUGUACAUACAUCUCUCUUGAUAUUGCAGCAUCCAUACUGGCUUUGUAAUCAUUAAUUUUUUGGCAGGUUGAAUGUGCUGUAUUGAUAUGUAUCUAUGUAAUUGUAUUGUAUGUCUUGUAGCUAAUUCACAUUUUGAAUAAUGUUAUUUUAUUUACUUUUUUAAGAGAGGAGAAUGUAAAUUUGUCAGUUUAUUUCUGACUAGGGAUAUUUUUUUCCAUUUAGAAAAGAAGAAAAAAAAACCCUUACUAUCUAUCGUACAGAGCGGUACUAGCAUCGUGCUGUCUAAAAUCAUUUGCACAUUCCUGAGUAGAGGUGUGCUGACCUAAGACCCAAAGGUAAUUUCAUAGCAAAUACACAACAUCCGUCAGAGCUUUUAUACAAACACGGAGACCAACUUUGUAGACCUUUUGCCAUUUGACCUGGGGUUGGAAUAUGAGCUUUUAUACGAUUCAUAUUCUUAUUUGGCAAAUGCACAGUUUAGCAUUACCUCUCUGGUGGCCUUUAUUAGAAAGGCAGUUUUAGAAGCUAUUGUGAUCCACUAAGGAGAUGUUUUAUCAGCUAGCAAUCACUGCUUGCCUGAAAGGGCAACCUUAAAUUUGGUGCAGCAAAAACAAACAAACAAAAAAAAACAAAACAAAAAAAGAAAAAAAAGAAAAAGGCAGAAAAAGAAAAAAGUAACAUUUGAUGGCCUACAGUGUAUAGAGAAAACCUCAUCAGGAUCGUAAGUGUUACCAGUCCUAGGGGACCAUGCUGUUCAUUUAACAGAGCCGUAGUAGAUGUAGUUGAGUCAUCCUGAUCUCAAGCUCAGAGCUGCUGAGCAAAGCAGGGGAAGGCCGCCACCGCCGCGUUGUCUUUGUGAAUUGGAGAUGGAGCUUGCUAUGCAGAAUUGAAGUUUGUGGCUUCACUGCUCAUCCUGGGGUGCAUGACAGGAUCCCUUCUUUUGAGAAAGGAAAACAUUGAUCACCCUAGUCACAGUGAUGCCUAGACACCUAAUUGUGUCCAUACUAGUCAAUGAAGCUAAAAAUAAUUUCUGUUGUUGUUUCUUGUUUGGGGUUUUGUUGAAGGGUGAGGGGCGGGAAGGGCUUCUCAGUUUUGUACAAAAACAAAGUUUACUCAUGCUCUCUCUUCUAUUGUUAUUGCAAGCGCUCUAAGCUGUGCCACUGACUCCUGUUGAUGCUCUAGACAGUGGAGGCUUGUUAUGAGUUUUAUGGUGACUUGGGCAUGUCUUAUUCAGAAGCAAAACACAGAACACAGAAACCUUUCCUCACCAGACCAAGGCGAGCACCCAUCUCAUGAGUCACUCAGCACAUCCCAGUGUGCCGUUUACAGAUGAUGUCACCCACAGGAAAUUCCUAGUUGUAAAUUGGAGAGUUAUAUUAUGCCUUACAGAGCUUAAUUCAGAAGUCUGUGCCUCAUAUCUGAAAUAAAGGGAAAAAACAGGCCCACAAAAAAGUCAGUAAGUCCUGUAGAAUCUGUUGGGUUUCCUUAGGAAGAGCUCUGUUGAACGUCCUGAGUAGCUGGCAAAUUCUUCUUAGGAGCCUGCAUAUGUCGUUUACUGGCAGGUGGCAUCUGCAGGCGACAUGUAAAGAAAACCUGGAACAUGGGGGCUUGGGGUUUUGUUUUUGUUUGUUUAAUUUAGAUUACAUUAGCAGGCCUAAUAGUUUUAAAAGGUAAUUCAGCCAAAGGGCAAUUUACUUUUUGUACUUCAGACUUAUAUUGAUUGUCAAGUUGUACGAAUUGUAAUUUAAAAAUUUAUACUGCCACAUGAUUGUAAAUUUUAGUUGUCUUAAGUGGGAGUUGGUGAAAAGCUGUUUAUGCUGGAUUUGGGUCAAAAUGACUUGAUUAUUUGCAAAAAAAAUAAAAUAAUAAUGGGAAGAAAGGGCUGCAUAAUAAGAUACUGCAAGACUCAGAUCUUGGUUGGAAAUUCCUCAGAUCCCUUCAGAUGAACCCCGAUGCCCCUUUGUUUUCAGUUUCUCAAAAGAACGAAUGAAGUAAAAUAUAGCAGAGUGUUAACCCAUAUAAAAAUAAAGUGUACCCAAAUAUUGUAAUGUAUAUUGCUGCUCUUCUUAAAAUUAAAUAAGGGUUUCAAGCCACUCGAGUGGUAAUUAACAGCACCUCAAUUGAUACAAAUAAGGUAUGCUUGGGCGUACAUUAAUAUUUUAUUCCAAAGAGAAAUCUUUGGUUAGAAACACAAAAAUGGAAGCUAACGAUGUGUGUUUAUCUGUCUUUGCACACUUCCAGCAUAUGCAGCGUUACUAGAUGCCCUGGCACUUGUAUCUUUGGGACUCCACUUGGGUUCUAGACAACAAGGAGAAAUAAACGGCUUAGUAGUGUGGGAUGCGGCAGAGGUUUGGGAAGCCAGACACGUGCCAUUUCACAGAUAGCUUGCUGAGCCUCUCCAUCUGUCUUUCUCACAAUAUGCUGUCUCCUGCUAUGUCCCCGCCACCACCACCCUUCCAUUGUGUUCUUGCUUCUAGAAUCAUCUGUUCAGAGUAAGCAUACACACCUGAUGCGCAGUAGGUGCUCAGGCAUUAUGUACCUCCUUUUCACAUCUGCCAUGGAGCUUCCAUUGCCAUAAAAUUUGAACCCAAUGAUUAAUAACAUUUACAUGUUACAAAAACAGCUCUUUUGUAAAAUUGGAUCUUGCAUAGAUAAAGGAAUUCUGGCUUUCAGAGAAGCCUUGAUAGGAAGAAAAUACAGGAAGGGAGAUCGUUCGUUGAGCUAUUUCUAGGGUUAGGAAAGAAAAUGGAAAAACACUGUGUAAGUUUGUCCAGGUCACUUUCAUUGAAACACAUUUCUGGCGGAUAUCCUCAAAGGACUGUAAUUGCAGCCUCUGGCUGGACACUCCGCAUCCACCCUCAUGUUGGAAGCCCUGACUAGAUCUGUGUACUUAGGGAGUUUUGUCAAAACCAUUUUUAACUUGCAGUAUUUAAAAAAUCAUAUUUACUGUUCUUAAAAUGUCAUUCAAAUGCAUGUAUUGUCUAUUGUUUGGGGGUGGGAACUAGUUUUGCAAAAAAAAAACAAAACACCUAAUGUUGUAUAAUAAUGCCCCAAUGAUCUUACUGGUUAAAAAUACAGUAUUUUUGGCCAUA
Messenger RNA from Mesocricetus auratus (golden hamster), 6357 nucleotides. It is a transcript of the gene Gnaq, whose product is annotated as G protein subunit alpha q. Gene Ontology annotation, cellular component: heterotrimeric G-protein complex. The record is from RefSeq and is a predicted model, not a curated record. The transcript has 7 exons. Gene Ontology annotation, biological process: action potential; phospholipase C-activating dopamine receptor signaling pathway; adenylate cyclase-modulating G protein-coupled receptor signaling pathway. Gene Ontology annotation, molecular function: guanyl nucleotide binding; GTPase activator activity; GTPase activity. NCBI's taxonomy places the organism in Eukaryota, Metazoa, Chordata, Mammalia, Rodentia, Cricetidae. Bases 145 to 1224 code for a protein of 359 amino acids.